AUGACGACUUCAGCAAUGGCUUCUCUACAACAGCAGCAGCAGCGUCUGCUGCUGCUGUUGUUGUUGCUGCUGCUGCUGCUAGGAUUAGGAGAAGCAUAUAGGCUGUGCGCCUUGCAGCAUCGUCACCUGCAACCCCCAUUUUGCAGCAACAGCAGCAGCAUCAGCAGGAGGAGUAGCAGCAGCAUAAGCAGCAGCAGCAGGAGGGGGAGAAGGAGGACAAUCAGCAGCAUAGUCAGCAGCAGCAACAGCAGCAACAGCAACAGGCUGUUAGGCGACUUCCAGCUCCCCGAGCUGGAGCAGCAGGAGGAGCAGCAGGAAGAAGAGGAAGAAGAGGAGGAGGAGCAGCAGCAGGAAGAGGAGGAAGAAGAGGAGGAGGAAGAGUAUGAGGAAGAGGGGGAAGAAGAGGAGGAGGACGAGGAAGAGGAAGAGGAAGAGGAAGAGGAGGAAAAGGAAGAGGAGGAGGAAGAGUAUGAGGAAGAGGAGGAAGAAGAGGAGGAGGAAGAGGAGGAGGAGGAGGAGGAGCAGCAGGGACGCCGGCAGCAGAAGUCUUUCCGGCAGCAGCUAAGAGAAGCUUUUGCUGCUCCCUCUCUUGUAUCUCAUCCUCUUCUUCCUCGUAGUUUUAUGCAGCGGCAGCAGCAGCAGCAGCAGCAGCAGCAGCGGAUGCUGCAGCAGCUGCUACAGAAGCAGCAGGAGGAGGAGCAGCAGGAGCAGCAGAGGAAGCAGCAGCGGCAGCAGCAGCGGCAGCAGCGGCUGCAGCAAGUGUCCCGUAAGCUGCUGCCACAGAUGCUGCUGCUAGAGAGGGUCAUAGCAGCAGCAAGUCCUACCUCCCUGCUGCGGCUGCUGCAGCAGCAGCACAAGAAUCUUAAUGCUGAUUCUGCUGCUACUGCUGUUAUUAAGUUCGCUAAGCUGCUGCAGCAACAGCAGCAGACAACCAACGAAUACAGCAGCAGCAGCAGCAACAACAACAGAAGCAGCAGAAGCAGGGGCAUGUCCACAGAGAGUUUGUUGCAGCAACCUAUGUUUCACCGUUUGCUGCUGCUGUUGCAGCUGCAGCUAUCUCUAGGCAGCAACUUGCGGCUAUGUAACUUAGCUUGUCUUCCUUGGGCAUUCGCUAGGCUGCACAUCAGCAGCAGCAGCAAACAUGCUGCUAUUGCUGCUGAUAUUCUACGCCACGUCGAGACGCGUCUCCUUCAGCCGCCGCAGCAGCAGCAGCGUCAGGGGCAGCAUCAUCACGAACAGCAGCAACAGGAGCAGCAGGAGGAGCAGCAGCUGCUGCAGCAGCUACGCUGCAGCGGAUUAAGUUUGCUGCUAGCCUUUGCUGCAGCAGCAGCAACACCAGCAGCAGCAGCAGCAACAACAGAAACAGCAGCAGCAGGGGGAACUGAGCCAGAACCAGUUGCAGCAGAUGCAGCAGCUGCAGCAGCAACCGCAGCAGCAGCAGCAGCAGAUCCAACAGCUGCAGAAGAACCACCAGCGGCAGAUACAGCAGGCACUGAAUAUGCAGCAACAGCAGCAGAUGCAGCAGCAGCAGCAGCAGCAGCAAAAGCUGCAGCAGCUGCUGAAGACGUAGAAGGAGAUUUGUCAGGAUCCCACGAAGCUGAUAAAGCAGCAGCAGCAGCAGCAGCAGAUUGUAAAGCAACAGCAGAUGAUGAUGAUGAUGAAGCAGCAGCAGAUGCAGCAGCAGCAGCAGCAGCAAGCAACGAUAGGGAGUCAUUGCUGUCUUUGUUAGCUAAGAAAGCUGUUGCUCUCUCUGAUACAAUGAAGGGGCGCAGCAUCAGCACAGCAGCACUUGCAUUAACGGAUAUAGUCACCAAAGGGAGAAGCAGCAGCAGCAGCAGCAGCAGCGACAGCAGCAGCAUCAGCAGCAUUACUGCCAGCAAGUCUGCGUUUUUGGUUGGAGCAGCACCGCAGAUAAUCGCAAAGGCACAUACCUUUGGGCCACAGUUAUUGAGUCUCCCGAACUUCCGCUCUUUCUCGCUGCAGCAGCUCGUACUCCUCAUGUGGAGUGUGGCUAGAGUGCAGCAGCAGCAGCAGCAACAACAGCAGCAGGAACAACAGCAACCGCUGCUGCAGCAGUUGCAGCAACAACAGCAGCAGGAGAAGGAGGAGAAGCAAUGCGGGGAGUUGCUGCGGCGGCUCACUAAAGAACUUACCGCAAGAUUAAAGACAGAAAGGUUGGGGUGUCUAGACAUCGCCAUGGCUGUUGAGGCAGCAGCAGCAGCAGGCGAUUGUGCAAGGGAAGCUUUAUACGGAUUGGCGAAUCGGGCACAAUCGCUGGCAGCAGCAGAAGAAUUUACAACAAAAGAACUUCUUUGGGUUGCUGCUGGUUUUGCUGCUGCUGACUUUGCUGCUGCUGCACCCUUUUUUGCUGCUGCAGCGCAGUGUCUUGUAAAGAGGUGGGAGGGGGCCCCCUCUUUCGCAGCAGCAGCGCCUUUUCUGAUUGCUGCCACGAAAGUAUCGAGCUGCCAAGACACUGCAACUCAGCUGCUGCUGCAGCAUGCUGCUGCUGCUGUAAAAGCCUGGCCAACAACCCCUCAACAAAGCGAGCAGCAGCAGCAAAUGCAAGAGCAGCAGCAACAGCAGCAGCAGCAGCAAAUGCACCAGCGGAACGGCAGAUGCCCUAAGGAUCCAGUUUAUUCUACUGACGAAUUGGGGCUGCAUGCGUUUCGGGUGUAUCUGCAGCUUGUAAUGGCACUUGGGAGAAGUAACAGGCAGGAAAGUGUUAAGACAGAAGAUUUCCUUAAAACCCUCGAAGCAAAUCUUGAGUACUGCAGCACGGCUGAUUGGAACGAGCUGCACCAACUAGCGGAUCUCUAUGGCAUUCAGCAUCGCCCUGAAUGGGCAUCAGUAACUGCUGCUGCAGCAGGCCGCAUCCACCGCCAGAUGUUGCAGCAGCAGCAGCAUCUGCCGCAGCAGCAGCAGCAGCAGCAGCAGCAAUGGAAGAAGAUAAACAGUGCAUCAGAGUUCGAGAUAGACGAAGAUGAAUUUCUUGCAAGUUUGCGCAUGCAGUUGCCGAAGCAGCAGCAGCAAACUGCUACUGCUGCCGCAGGUAACGCUGUCUUAUCCUCUUUUAAUAUAUAA
This is a messenger RNA of Eimeria maxima, 3081 nucleotides long. RefSeq lists its product as hypothetical. The record is from RefSeq and is a predicted model, not a curated record. Lineage: Eukaryota; Apicomplexa; Conoidasida; Eucoccidiorida; Eimeriidae. The transcript is spliced from 11 exons. The coding region runs from base 1 to 3081 and encodes 1026 amino acids.